Messenger RNA from Mauremys mutica (yellowpond turtle), 8005 nucleotides. It is a transcript of the gene FHOD3, whose product is annotated as formin homology 2 domain containing 3. Gene Ontology annotation, molecular function: actin filament binding. The coding region runs from base 472 to 5244 and encodes 1590 amino acids. Gene Ontology annotation, biological process: cardiac myofibril assembly; sarcomere organization; actin filament network formation. The transcript is spliced from 26 exons. Gene Ontology annotation, cellular component: cytoskeleton; cytoplasm. NCBI's taxonomy places the organism in Eukaryota, Metazoa, Chordata, Testudines, Geoemydidae. The record is from RefSeq and is a predicted model, not a curated record.
GGCCCCGGCCGGGUGCAGCGGGCUCCGGCUGACUGAGCAUGGGGGAGCAGCUGCCGCCGCUGCUCUCCGGCUGCCCUUGCACCGCGCCCGCCGGCCGCUUUGCCCCGGGGCUCUGCCCUGUCUCAGCCUGAAGGGCGCCCGCACCGUGUGGACCCGGGCGGGGAGGGGGCGAUGAUCCCGGCGUGCUAGCGGCUCGGAAGCAGUCGGGCUCCGCUGCGUGCAUCUUGCGGCGGGCGGCGGUGGCGGCUCCUGCGGCCGGUGCUUCUCCUGCUCCCCCCGCCCUCGCUUUGCAGCUCAGCCCGGCCCCGGGGAGCAGAGCCUGAUCUCUGCCAACCUGCCGCCGCGGGCGGGUCGCUGCCCUGCUGCUGGGCUCCAACUUUUAUUUCUUGUUCGAGGGGGUGGGGGCGCCUCCUGCCCAGCCACCCACACCCCGUGCUUUGCCGCUGCCGCCGUGUUUUGCAUGGAUGCACCAUGGCCACGCUGGUUUGCAGGGUGCAGUUCUUAGAUGACACCGACCCCUUCAAUAGCACCAACUUCCCCGAGCCCACCCGGCCCCCUCUCUACACCUUCAGGGAGGACAUCGCGCUCGUCACCCAGCUGGCCGGGGUGCACCGCCUGCUCAGAGCCCCGCACAAGCUUGAUGACUGUACACUGCAACUGUCCCAUAAUGGUACCUAUCUGGAUUUAGAAUCCACCUUAGCGGAGCAAAGGGAUGAAUUGGAAGGUUUCCAGGAAGAUGCUGGGAGGGGCAAGAAGCACAGUAUAAUUCUGAGGACGCAGCUCUCAGUGAGAGUCCACGUCUGCAUUGAAAAACUCUACAACUCCAGUGGACGGGAGCUGAGACGGGCCCUUUUCUCUUUGAAACAAAUAUUUCAGGAUGACAAGGAUUUGGUUCAUGAGUUUGUUGUGGCUGAAGGCCUGACUUGCUUGAUAAAAGUGGGAGCUGAGGCAGACCAGAACUAUCAGAACUACAUCUUAAGAGCUUUGGGCCAGAUUAUGCUGUAUGUAGAUGGGAUGAAUGGAGUAAUAAAUCAUAAUGAAACCAUCCAAUGGCUGUACACUCUCAUUGGGUCAAAGUUCCGUCUGGUGGUAAAAACAGCACUGAAACUGCAGCUGGUGUUUGUGGAGUAUACAGAAUCCAAUGCACCACUUUUAAUCCAAGCAGUAUCCACAGUAGAUGAGAAGAGAGGAGCCAAGCCAUGGUCCAACAUUAUGGAGAUCCUGGAGGAAAAAGACGGGGUUGACACCGAACUCCUGGUUUAUGCAAUGACCUUAGUUAACAAGACGCUGUCGGGGUUGCCAGAUCAGGACUCUUUCUAUGACGUGGUGGACUGUCUGGAAGAGCUAGGCAUCGAAGCUAUUUCACAGAGACACUUGAACAAGAAAGGAACAGACUUGGACUUAGUUGAACAAUUUAACAUUUAUGAGAUGACACUGAGACAUGAGGAUGGAGAUGAGACUGCUGAUCCCCCACCCAAUGGGCGCAAAGACAGAAGAAGGGCCAGUCUUGGCUCCAGCGAACGAAGGGGGUUAGAGCGCAGGAGAAGCCGCAGACAUUCAGCCCAGAGCAUCAAAAGCACUUUAUCAGCACCUGCAAGUCCCUGCAGUCAGUCGAGCCCAAGCUUCAUGUUAGGCCAUGGGCAGCGUAUUGAAGAUCUUAGUGAGAAAGAGGAGAAGGAGUAUGAAGAAGAGGAAGAGGAGAAACCAGUCACAGAGCCUAAUACUGAGGAUGAGGGGGAGGAAGAGGCCACUAGGCAGGUCAAACCCAGUGAGGUCCCAGACGUAAACCAGGUUGCAAAUGAAAAGCUGCAGAAUGAGAAUCAGAGUUCUGAUUCUUCAGCCGUCUCAAGUGCAGUUUCUCAAGCCGAGAGGCCUCCCUCAUGCUCUAAAGCCAAGAGUCCGUCCAGCAGCUCAUCUUCUGUGCCUGAUUCAUCUGUCUCACUCCAUUAUUCUGUUUGUUCAUCACCAUCCUCUCCUGCAUCAGUCUCAUUUAACUCCUCCCAAAAUUCAUCAGCAUCUAUUACUCCAAAGGCAUCUCCAACUGUAGAGAAAUUGCCUUAUGUACCACAUAGCCCUUUUCACCUUUUCUCCUAUGACUUUGAAGAGUCUCCAGCAACUGUUACAGAAAAGGAAGCAGAGGUUAUCAGGGAAAACAGAAACAGUAGCUAUGGCAACAACUCUUAUUCCUCUACAAGACCUUAUUCUGGACUCAGUGCACCUACCACACCCAUUUCUCGUUAUGGGACAACUCUGUCACCACCUCAGGAGACCAAAUCUGAAAGGCCAGCAUUGGGUGGUCUCCUUACAUCAUCCUAUCGGCAGCACCAAGAAUCCUUGGCAGCGGAAAGAGAGAGGCGACGUCAGGAGAGAGAAGAGAGGUUGCAAAGGAUAGAGCGGGAAGAGAGAAACAAAUUCAAAUACAAAUACUUGGAGAAGUUGGCAGCUGAGGAGUAUGAGAAGGAGCUGAAGAGUCGGAGUAUAUGCCGAGGCAGAAGCGAGCUGUCCUUGAACUUGAGCUCUCCUUCAGCCCCAUCCUCUCCCAUUCCCAAGUGCAUCAGCCCAGCAUCCGUAGAGUCGCAGGAGGAGCUGAAGACCCCUUCAACACCCCGUGGGACCCCUCAGCCCCCUGAAGUGAGUGCCAGUGAACCUGAACCAGAACCUGAGCCAGAACCAGAACAGGAAACUGAGGCAGAGGCCGAGCAGGGAACGGAGACACCACAGGAAGUAGAGGCUACGGAGGUGGGACCAGAGAGUGAGGUGGAGCAAGGUCCUGAGCGAGAGCCAGAAGAAAGUGCAAUACUCAGUGAAAAAGAGAGGCAGAAUGAGGAAGUGAACGAAAAAGACAACUGUUCUGCAUCCAGCAUAUCCUCAGCAAGCAGCACUUUAGAGAGGGAAGAAAGAGAGGACAAGUUAACCAGUGACAAUGAAACUGGUACGUGGUCACAAACUAUUCAAGAUGCUGGUGUGAAUGAGCAGUGCAGCAACAUUCUCAACAACAAACGGUUCAUGCUGGAUAUGUUGUAUGCCCAUAACAAGAAGCCCAAGGAUGAAGAGGAGAAAGAGCUGGAGGAGAAGGAGGAGGAAAAGAAGGAGACGGAGGAAAGUGAUGAGUCAAUCACCAGCCUAGCCAGUAGGAUCUCUAUCCUGCAGGCCAACAAGCAGGCCAAAGAUGAAAGUGUCAAAAAGAUGGAGAUUGGAAAUCUGGACAACCAAGGCAGCGUGAAAGCCUUUGCAGAAAAAUUCAACACUGUUGAGCUGGCCAACGGGACAGUAUUGCCUGAGGGUGAGUUCGAUGAAAAGGUCCCCGAGAAAACACCGGCACAGCCCAAGAAGGAAUCUGAUUACAUUUGGGAUCAGCUCAUGGCUAAUCCUAGAGAACUUAAAAUCAAAGACAUGGAUUUUACAGACUUGGGGGAUGAGGAUGAUGUAGAUGUGUUGGACAUUGAUAUGGGUCCUGGGGACUCCCUAAUUCCCCCUCCCCCACCUCCACCUUCCUUUUUGGGUUUGCCUCCUCCACCACCUCUCCCUCUGUUUGGAUGUCCACCUCCUCCCUCUGGUAAUUUAUUGGCUCCUCCUCCACUGUUCAGCACUCCUCAGGGUUCAGGGUCACCCCAGGUUUCUAGGGGUCAGCCAGCAUUCAUGAAGAAGAAGAAAACCAUCCGUCUGUUUUGGAAUGAGGUACGGCCAUUUGAGUGGCAGUGUAAAAAUAACAAACGCUGUAAAGAAUUCCUGUGGUCGAAACUGGAACCCAUUAAGGUGGACACUUCCAAACUGGAGCACCUCUUUGAGUCUAAAUCCAAGGAACUGCCGGUCACAAAGAAAACUGCUGCAGAUGGAAAGAGACAAGAGAUCAUUGUGCUGGACUCAAAACGAAGCAAUGCUAUUAAUAUUGGAUUGACAGUGUUACCCCCGCCAAGGACCAUCAAGACUGCUAUUUUGAACUUUGAUGAAUAUGCCUUAAACAAGGAGGGAAUAGAGAAAAUUUUAACUAUGAUUCCUACGGAAGAAGAAAAACAGAAGAUCCAGGAGGCCCAGAUGGCAAACCCUGACAUCCCAUUGGGCAGUGCAGAGCAAUUCCUUCUCACUCUCUCCUCAAUUAGUGAGCUUUCUGCUAGACUCCAGCUUUGGGCUUUCAAAAUGGAUUAUGAGAUAGUGGAAAAGGAAGUUGCAGAACCACUGUUAGACCUGAAGGAAGGAAUGGACCAGCUGGAGCAUAAUAAAACCUUGGGAUUUAUCCUUUCUACUUUACUAGCCAUUGGGAACUUUCUAAAUGGAACCAAUGCCAAAGCUUUUGAGUUAAGCUACCUCGAGAAGGUUCCGGAAGUCAAGGACACAGUGCAUAAGCAGUCUCUCCUGCACCAUGUCUGCACUAUGGUGGUGGAAAAAUUCCCAGACAGCACAGAUCUUUAUUCAGAAAUUGGGGCCAUCACUAGGUCAGCCAAGGUUGACUUUGAACAACUUCAGGACAACUUAUGUCAGAUGGAGAAAAGGUGCAAAGCAUCAUGGGAUCACCUUAAGGCUAUAGCAAAGCAUGAAAUGAAGCCAACGCUGAAGCAAAAAAUGUCUGAGUUCCUUAAAGACUGUGCAGAAAGAAUCAUAAUUCUGAAGAUUGUUCACAGAAGAAUAAUUAACAGGUUCCAUGCAUUUUUGUUAUUUAUGGGUCAUCCUCCUUACGCAAUCCGUGAAGUCAACAUCAAUAAGUUCUGCAAAAUUAUUAGUGAAUUUGCUUUAGAGUAUCGCACCACCAGGGAACGAGUUUUGCAGCAGAAGCAGAAACGCGCCAACCACAGGGAAAGAAACAAGACCAGGGGGAAAAUGAUCACAGAUUCUGGAAAGUUCUCCAGCAACUCCACCCCAUCUCAGAGCCAGCCACAGGGUCUGCAGUAUGCUGAAGAUGCAGCAGAGCAUGAGAACAUGAAGGCUGUGCUGAAGACCUCCUCUGUCAGUGGGGAAAGCACCACUGCGCUAGGUGUUCGCACUCGAAGCAGAGCCAGCAGAGGCCGUAUCAGUUCAUGGAAUGCUGCUGGUGAUGAUUCACCUAAUGCUACAGAUGAUGCAGCUGAUGAGAUCAUGGAUCGUAUUGUAAAGUCAGCCACCCAAGUGCCAAGUCAGAGAGCGGUGCCUAGAGAGAGGAAGCGGUCACGAGCAAACAGGAAGUCAUUAAGAAGAACACUAAAGAGUGGACUGACACCAGAAGAAGCCAAAGCACUGGGCCUCAUCAGCACCUCUGAGAUGCAGGUGUGAAAUCCGCAAAGGUGGCUACAAGCAAAACCAUCAUGGGUGAUACAUGGGCUGACAACCAUUCAGUGUGGCAUUGUUCUACCAGCCUCAUCUGCUGCUCCUGACAUCCCGUCCUCUGUUAGUUUAAUUUUGAUAAGAUAUAUAACAGAAAAAACAAAAAGGGCUAAAGAAGGGUGUGUCACAGCUCAGCACUAAAACCUGACAGAUACAAAAAGGAGUGUUUGAGUAUUUCUAGAUGAAAGCUUAUAGCUUGUUCUCUCAUGAUGCAUUGAUGUUGGUAUUAGGGGACUCUCCUGAGUAUUCUUUUAUUGUGUGAGCUAUGUUUACGUUGGCUUUUCUUGUGGCCUGUUUUAGUCAUUGUAAAGCAUGGCAUUUUGUCAGUGCAAGGAACAGUCCUUAAAGAGGCAAAAUCACGUCUGUUACAGUUACUGUGAUCUUCCUAAGAUUGUUUUAUUGGACAGACAUACACAAAUCUGUACAACCCUAUUUUUAUCUCACCACCAAAGAAUGUAAAAAUGUAUGUGUACUUAUGUAUAUGUACAGUAUGGAUGUGUGUGUAUGUACAACAUACACACAUAGUCCUGGGGUGAAAUCCUGAAGUCAAAGGGGCAAAGAUUUCACUCCUGGGGCCUUAAAAUUCCACCUGACCUUCAGGAAAGGAGUGUCUUUUUACAGGAACUCAAUGUUACUCAAUGGAAUUCACCCUGCAGGGCAGGACAUACCCUGCAGUGCAGGUGGAAUGUUUAGGAUUCUGAACUGCAUGUGUGUGUAUGCAUGUACACUGUACCUAAUAGUGUACACACACAGAUAGCACAGAAUACCUCUUACUGUUGAACUCUAGGUAUACUGAGUCUUUGUACAAUUUCAGAAAUUUAUGCCAACAAUUUACAUGCUAGAUAAAGAGGUUCUGCUGCCAAGAUCAAGAAGUUUCGUUCACCUGCCUGAGCCCUUCAUGCUGCUUUUCUCUGUUGUGAUGUAGCUUAGUGGUGAUUUAGCUUCAAACCGAUUGAUCUGAACAUGAAAUGGCCCUGCUAAAAAGCCUCUACAUUUUGUCUUUUUCAUCAAUAAAAUAAAUAGCGAGGAUACCACAGUGAACAUUCCUCUUCCCACACAAGGAAUUUGCUGUUUCCUCGUUCGUCCUUAUCUCACUGUUCGUAAUUGACUUCUAUAAACAUCUUCAGUAUAUGUCUGAGGUUAAGUGCAUGUUCUAUUCUGGUCUAUCCCCACAUAAACGAUCACACUCCAUUGUCCAAACCAGACAGAAUUUUAGAAUAUACUUUAAUCAGCUCGACUUGCCUUUAAGUGAAGUACAUCCACCUCAGUGAAUUUGAACUGAACCUGCUUAUGCCCGGCUUUCGCCACUGCCAAAGCAUUUUCAUGGGAACUGCAGUUUAGUAACAACAACAAAAGGGAACAUUUUGCACCAAAGCGUAUCUAGAUGGAAUGGUACUGAAGAAUGCGGGAUUAGCGCUUUCUGUGACCCUGGGCUGGGAUUAAAGGUGUAUUGACUCCUGCAUUCUGUUCCACUUUGAGGACAGGAAGUGCUAAGGAUAAGGCACCAAACAGGCAAAAUUUCAACUAUAUAUGAGACUAUGUUGAACACAGCAUCCAAGUAAUCUGAGAGCCAAUCAACAAGCAAUACUGAUAUAAAUGACCUAGUAGAAUCAAACUAAAUGGAAUAUGUUGUGAAAACUCCCAUCCGUGCAAUUCUCUCCCUCAGCUGUUGAAUUUCAGUCCUUAUUGACAGUUGCUGGGGGCCUUGACCCAUCCAGUUCAUGGGUAAAUAUAUGUCCCUGCUAUGAGUCCUGGUUGUUACAGUAUGGCGUUGGGUUUACAGACAUUGGUGAACAUGUUUUCCUGCUAUUUGGCAGUUAGUUUAGUUUAACAAGUAGAUUUUGCAAGCAGACAGAAGCCAUUCAUUGGUUAGCUAAUAAAUCAUAGAGUAAAGAAUUAGUUGAAAGCUGUAAAGAGGAAAGGACUGGUCAGAAAACUGAAGGAAAUAGAAUUUAUUUAAUCACAUUCUUUCAUUUUAAAAGAAAUGAUGUGUUGCCAUCAGGGUUUUGGAAAGGAUCUCUACACGAUACAACACUUGGCCUUUCAGUAUGUUUUCUUAUCUUUCUGCUCAAGGUUGCAUAAAACACAUAGAUGGAUGUACUGGGGGUUUGUGGAGGUCAGUGAGGUCUGAGUGAGCAGUUUGGAUUGCAAUUCAUGUCCUAGUUAAAAGCAGAUCUGAAUCUGAGUCCUGCUCUGGCCAGAUACUGAAGGCCUCCUUCAAGGUGCUCAACUCCCAUUCCUGGUACUUGACACUUGGCAGGAUUGAACUUUAAAUUCCCUGCGUACUGUGCUGUAUAUGCAGCCUGAACAAUGGGAAUCUCCACUUUUAGUUAAUGUGGGAAGAAUGCAACAACUGCUAAAAGUGUAGAUGGUGUUUUGCCAGCGUAGUAAUACAAAGCAAUUCUUGUGUCCUGGGACUGCAUUUUAGUGGCAUUUCCCGAGUGUCAUUAAAGUUAAAUGUCUCUCAGUCAGCUUGCAUGUCCAAAAUCCUUUGGAUCCCCCUCAUUUAACAAGGAUUUAGAAAUUAACAACAAAAAUGUGAGUCAGGAUUAAUAUUUGCUUAGGAUGGGUGGUUGUUGCUUUUACAACUCAAGAAAGAGAUCUACCACUCAAGAAAGGGAUCUUGGAGUCAUGGUGGAUAGUUCUCUGAAAACAUUCACUCAGUGUGCAGCGGCAGUCAAAAAAUCGAACAGAAUGUUGGGAAUCAUUA